Messenger RNA from Thermothelomyces thermophilus ATCC 42464, 2105 nucleotides. RefSeq lists its product as uncharacterized. Gene Ontology annotation, molecular function: nucleoside transmembrane transporter activity; symporter activity. The record is from RefSeq and is a predicted model, not a curated record. The transcript is spliced from 3 exons. NCBI's taxonomy places the organism in Eukaryota, Fungi, Ascomycota, Sordariomycetes, Sordariales, Chaetomiaceae. Gene Ontology annotation, cellular component: membrane. Bases 151 to 1971 code for a protein of 606 amino acids. Gene Ontology annotation, biological process: nucleoside transmembrane transport.
UUUGGGACUACUGCUGCUUCUGCUGCUACCUGCAGAGACCCCGCCUCCUUCGCCGUCAAUUUAUUUCCGGCUGGCGUUCAGUUUUUGUCUCGUCCCCUCAAUUUAACAACAAGGGGUUUUUACAUCGGCAAAGUCACACAUAUCCCAGUCAUGACUUCCUCGGACGGACAGCGGCCCCCGGCCCUGGGCCAUGACGCGAUCGAGCCCAGCGAUCCGGCACCGCCCCAGUACGCACUGUCUAAGCAGAACAGCUCCGGUACGGACGAGAAGAAGGGCUCGGUGCCGGUCGAGCAAUAUGGCGUCGAUGCCGAGAAGCAGAGCGAGUCGGUCGGCUCACUCGACGCCAGACCCAACCCCGAGCGCCAGACGAGGCCCAUUGUUGCGCUCUGGCAACGGCAUUGGAAGAAGGUGGCCCAGCUGGUCACCUUCAUGGUCUUCACCGCAUGGUGGAUCUACGGCCUCGUCUUCCAUCGCCACACCAAAGGCAAGGGCUGGCUGAUUCCGUCCCUCAUUUACAUCGCCAUCCUCGUGCGCCUCAUCACCUUGCACAUCCCCUCCAAGCUGUUCCUGCGCCCUGUGCGCUUCGUCUGGCUCAACACCGUCGUCCGCGUCUAUGACCUCAUCCCCGACAAGCUGCACCAGCCGCUCGCCGGCCUCGGCACUUUUGCCGUCUUCCUCGUUGGCAGCUUUGUUCCCGAGGAGACGGGAGACAACACCAGGGCAAACCGAGCCAUCUCCAUCUUUGGCUUCCUCGUGAUGCUCGCCGUGCUCACCGUCACCUCGCGCAACUGGCGCAUCAUCCCCUGGCACACCGUCAUCGGCGGCAUGUUGACCCAGUUCAUCAUGGCCGUCUUUGUCCUGCGCACCAAAGCCGGCUACGACAUCUUCAAGUUCAUCUCAGACAUGGCUCGCCAGCUUCUUGGCUUCGCCGCCGACGGUUUGUCCUUCUUGACCGACGACGACUUUGCCCACAGGUCCUGGUUCUUGACAGGCGUCGUGCCGGCCAUCAUCUUCUUCAUUGCUCUCGUCCAGAUGCUCUACUACCUCGGGUUCCUGCAGUGGUUCAUCGCCAAGUUCGCCGUCUUCUUCUUCUGGAGUCUCAAGGUGUCGGGCGCCGAGGCGGUCGUCGCUGCCGCCACGCCGUUUAUCGGCCAGGGCGAGUCGGCCAUGCUCAUCCGCCCCUUCAUGGACCAUUUGACCAUGGCCGAGAUCCACCAGAUCAUGACGUGCGGCUUCGCCACCAUCGCCGGCUCCGUCCUCGUCGCCUACAUCGGCAUGGGCCUGAACGCCCAGGCCCUCGUCUCGAGCUGCAUCAUGUCGAUUCCCGCAACCCUGGCCGUGUCCAAGAUGCGCUAUCCCGAGACGGAGACACCCUUGACGGCCGGCAAGGUCGAGGUGCCCAAGAACGAGGACGAGGAACACACCGUCAAUGCGCUGCACGCCUUCACCAACGGCUCCUGGUUCGGUCUCAAGAUCGGUGCCACCAUUGUCGCCUGCUUGCUCACCAUCAUCGCCUUUGUCGGCUUGAUCAAUGGCCUGCUGGGCUGGUGGGGCGGGUACUGGGGUCUCGGCACCGGCGACAAGCCCACGCUGUCUCUGGAGCUCAUCCUCGGUUACAUUCUCUAUCCGGUUGCCUGGCUGCUGGGCGUGCCAAAGAACAAUCUCCGCCAGGUUGGUGAGCUCAUCGGCAAGAAGAUCAUCAUCAACGAGUACGCCGCCUUCAAUGCCCUCGUGUCGGAUAAGCGUUACAUGGAGAUGGCGCCUCGUUCCAAGCUGAUUGCUACCUACGCCUGCUGUGGCUUCGGAAACAUUGGCUCGCUCGGAAUCCAGAUCGGUAUCCUGUCACAAAUCUCGCCCAAACGCGCCGGUGAUGUCGUCAGAGUCUCCAUCUCGGCAUUUCUCUGCGGUGUUCUGUCUACCUUGACCUCAGCCAGCAUUGCUGGUAUGUUGUUUAACGAUACGAUGCUCUAAGGACGGAAGAAGGGGAAACCGGCGUUCGAUACACAACCUUUUACUUCAGUUCAUUUACUCCCAAGAGGGGGGGAGGGUUCGAUCAACCUGAUAAGCAGCAUCAAGAGUGUCUUGAGUUUCGUUCUUCAGCGCAU